UCCCCCUGCCGCCGGGCCCGGGAGGGGCGCGGACCAGCCGCCCGCGGGACCCUCGGACGCUGGCGCGGGGCCCCGGCGCUGGGCGGCCAUGAGCGCGCACGGCCCGCCGCCCCCCGCCGCCCCCAGCGGCCGCCCCGACCACCUGCUGGAGCCCGCGCGGACCAGAACCGGCCUCGCCCUGCUGCACCACGAAGGGUCUGGAAGCCCCUGCGACGUCCGCCUGAAGCUGACGAGAGAGGUCCUCACGAUUCAGAAACAGGACGUGGUCUGUGUCCGCGGGAGCAGCCACGGCGCACAUCACAGAACCGUGACGCUGCGCAGACAGCCCGUUGGCGGCUUGGGCCUGAGCGUAAAGGGAGGCGCCGAGCACAGGGUCCCUGUCGUCAUAUCAAAGAUAUUCAGAGGCCACGCAGCUGACCAGACAGGGAUGUUGUUCGUCGGAGACGCCGUCCUGCAGGUUAACGGCAUUAACGUAGAACACGCGACCCAUGAGGAAGUGGUGCAUCUUUUGAGAAACGCUGGCGACGAGGUGGCCAUCACUGUUGACUAUCUCAGGGAGGCGCCGGCAUUUCUGAAGCUCCCAUCAGGGUCCCCAGGGCCAGCCGGCGACCACAGCAGUGGGGCCUCGUCCCCUCUGUUUGACAGUGGACUGCAUCUGAACAGCAACCCCAGCAGCACAGAUUCACCAUCGCCUUCCUCGCCCGCAGCUGACGCGCCACAGUAUGAGAAGCGCUGGCUGGACACGCUGUCCGUUCCUCUGUCCAUGGCCCGAAUCUCCAGGUGCAAGGCUGGAACAGGAAAAUGCAGGUCUGGCGCGUUCCAGGUGCUGGCUGUGGAUGGCAUCCGCACGGGAGUCCUGCAGUUCCACACGGCCCGGGAGAGCGCCGACUGGCUGAGGGCGGUGUCCGCGACCAUCAGUGACCUGACACUGGAGAGCAUGAAAAUGGUGAAUGAGGGCUGUUCUCCUCGUGACCAGGUUGUGCACAUGGGCUGGGUCAGGGAGAGACUCGAAGGCACCAGCUCCCGUGAGACCUUCAGAUCCAAGUUCUUGGCCCUGAAAGGCUCUUUGCUGUAUGUUUUCAGCACCGCUCCGGUAAGCACAUUAGACUGGGUACGGGCAGAAAAAACCUACAACCUCUGUGAGGUACUAUUUAAACUUCACAAGCUCUGGCUGGCGGACGACGGCUGGCUCCACGAAGACUGUCACCUGGGUCCUCCCGGCUUCGCGCCCCAGCGGCCGUUCAGCUUCAGCGUCCUGGUCGGCCACGGCCAGAGUCGCGUCUUCAGCGUGGACCUGGGGAGCGAGCUGGCCGCCUGGGAGAGGUCUUUCCAGAGGGCCACUUUCAAGGAAGUUCAGAGAAGCAGGUCCAAAACAUACACGUGCAGCUGGCAAGGAGAAAUGCUGUGUUUCACGGUGGAUUUCGCGCUGGGAUUCACCUGCUCUGACAGCAAGACGAAGAAUGUGCUCUGGAGAUUUAAAUUUUCUCAGCUUAAGGGAUCUUCGGAUGACGGAAACGCUCGCGUAAAGCUGCUGUUCCAGCAUCCAGACACCAAACAAAUAGAGGUGAAGGAACUCGAAUUCCCGGACCUGACAGCCGUCCUGCACUGUGUUCACGCCUUCCUAGCAGCAAAGGUGGCCUCAGUGGACCCCGCGUUCAUGGACGGCCAGAGCUUCGCGAGGAAAAGUGCUUCUGCUGAGCGCUGAGCAUUAAAUUAUUUUCUUAAGAAAUGACUCUUUCCUGCAAAUAUUACAACUCUGUGUGAUUUUAUAAUGAGCCUCUAGUUGUGAUACCAAUAAAACGUGUCACUAGUUUCCAGAGACGCAUCACACUUCUUAGAUCUGAGAGGCCAGGGCGCUGCUGGGUGGAGCUGCGUUCACACACGUCCGCGUCCCGGGAGAUGAUGCACCUCGUGGGCCAGUCUCUGAGUCAGGCCACGGUGGGCUCUGCCCCGCGCCCUCUGCCUCCCACAUCACUAUCCUCUAGAUUGUAUUUUCAUAAAAUGUGAGAAAAUCCUGAGAAUCCCCUGCUUUACGGUCCUCAGACAGGGAAGGGUCUUGUUUUCCCUUUUUGUCAAAGAGGGCUGAGUAAGGGUGUGAUGUGAGAAAUGAGAAGUAUGCGAGAAAGGAAAUUAAUUUCAAUACUACCUUUUCAUAAACUGUGUAAUUACAUAAUGCAUCACUUAAAUGCUAAUUUAAACGACCUUCCUAACCUGUGAAAUAUAGCCUUUAUCAUGGUUUCCUUGGUUUUGGUACUGCUUACCACUUCUAAGAAGGUCCGCUUUCUAGUUUUGUCAUUGAAAGCAACUUCAUGAACCCUUGAAUCUUCUUUUAGGGAGGCAGCCUGUACUCGAAGUCCAGGUCACAGCCUCGUUUCUCAUGGCUGUGAGGACAGGAAGCACAUAAACCACCGGGCUGUAAAGUUCCGGAAAACAGUUCUGGGAAAACAGGUAGAUGUUUCCUGCCGCUGCAGGAAAGCAGGUGUGCAGUGCUGACAGCCCCAUGGCCCCGCGGGUGUGGACCUGAGCGGCUACGUCAGUUCCCUGCAGCCCACCCACCUGCCGUCGGUCGGUGUUUUGGAAGAAGAACCGUUUUGGUUUGUAAUAUACAUCAAAUAUUUAUAAUCAUAUAUUAAACACAUACUAAUAUUUAGGUGUUUGAAAUGCAUCUCCCUUCUAGAAGAUCUCUGUACAUAGUAUGUGUAUCAUAGGUAUUAUAUCUAGAAUUCCCGUUUACAUUGCAAGGGCCUCUGUGGAAAACUAAUAGCAGCAGACUGUUUAAGGUGAAUUUUAAAUAAUACUCCGGAGAAUGGUGUUCACAGAGCACGAGGCAA
Leopardus geoffroyi (Geoffroy's cat) is the source of this 2831-nucleotide messenger RNA. It is a transcript of the gene SNTG2, whose product is annotated as syntrophin gamma 2. The coding region runs from base 89 to 1705 and encodes 538 amino acids. Lineage: Eukaryota; Metazoa; Chordata; Mammalia; Carnivora; Felidae. The record is from RefSeq and is a predicted model, not a curated record. The transcript has 18 exons. Gene Ontology annotation, molecular function: structural molecule activity; protein binding. Gene Ontology annotation, cellular component: intracellular anatomical structure; dystrophin-associated glycoprotein complex.